Trematosphaeria pertusa is the source of this 1332-nucleotide messenger RNA. RefSeq lists its product as uncharacterized. NCBI's taxonomy places the organism in Eukaryota, Fungi, Ascomycota, Dothideomycetes, Pleosporales, Trematosphaeriaceae. The record is from RefSeq and is a predicted model, not a curated record. The transcript has a single exon. The coding region runs from base 1 to 1332 and encodes 443 amino acids.
AUGGAUUUCGGCAAGAAGAAAGAGCGCCAGACGGGCAUUAUCGAUGAUGAGACCGCUAUAGCGAUGGCGCAGCAGGGAAAGAAGAACGGAGGCAAAGGGAAGGGAAAGCAGAAGCAGUCGGGCUUCAAGCUUUCUGAUGCGCAGGACGCUGGAGUCUCGAAGCCGAAGCCAGCUCCCCGAAACAAAAAGAAUUCCAAGCCGAAGCUCGCUGCUGCUCCGUCCGCUAAGUCGCACUCACGCUUCUACGAAGAAGGCGGGCUCCGAAUUCCGCUCUACGACCAAAAGGGAAAGAAGAAGACCAACGCAAGAGAUGGGAGAUCGCUCGCGCAGAAGACAUCGAAAGCUGACCUUCUCAAGAUCGUAAAAGAGUACGCCGGCGGGGCAAAAGCCGAAGAGUUCCGCAACGCGAAUGCUUCAAGAAACCAAAUCGGGGCUUGGGUCCAAUACGUGGAGACGCAAGCUUUGGGCAAGGGACCUGCCAAUGAGAAGGAGCGAGAGAAAGCUGAUCCAGCGGCAAACACCAAGCCGAUCGCUUUGGAUGCCGCGGAGCAGAAUAGCAAGCGGAAGCGCGACAACGAACAGGCGCCAACACUGCCUCAACAAACGGCCAAGAAACAAAAAUUCGAAGUUCGCGAUGCGAAAGAAGGGGAACCAAUAGCUUCUCACGGUAAUGCUCGCUACCACCAAAAGAAGAAGAAAAUUUUCAAGCCGCAGGGUACAAAAGACGAGGAAGCUUCUUUGCAAUUCCUCACCUCUAUCAUGAUCGACUAUCUCACGAACGAACAAGACGACAUGGCUUCUACGGCAUCUCGAUCAGCUACCGCUCCCCCCAAGAUCGACAACAAACAUCUCAUGAAGGAACAUCCGCUUAUUCCAGCCCUUGAGCUGAAUCCUUCUCACAAUCAUCGCAAUCCGCUCUCUCCACCAUCAACACAAAUUCUCCACCAGCCCGCUCAGCGGUGCCACAUCAUCCUAACCGCUUCGUCAGACACCGCCGUCCACGAAACCACAAUUCCUUACCGUAAGGACCGCAACGCCGCCCCCUACUUCAAAAACAAACUCAAAUCAGACUCACCAACGGCCCCCUACCUCAAACCGGGCAAGCAUGGCUGGGACCACGAAAAUCACCGAUGGGGCUUCCAAGGUGACCCGGAUCUACUUACCGGAGUCGGGCAUCAGGUCGAUCCGCGAGAUGCGGAGCGGCUGAAGAGAGAGCAGAAGAAUGGCAAGGAUGUGGCUUGGUAUGCGGAGAAGUACCCUGGGCGUUUGGGGAAUCAGUACCCGUGUGGGUGCCAGUUGCCGUGGGAUGAUGAGGAUAGUGAGGAGGAGUGA